GUUUUUUUGUAGUCAGAAACAGCCAAGGAUCACAGUGCGACUAUUUUAAACAUUCAAAACUCCUGUUCACAGACUGUACACUUUCUACGGAACUUCAUGACAAGUUUUAAGGAAUCGUCAGUAAGAAUGAACCUUGCCAAGCUUCAUGUGGAAUGCAUAUGGAUACUUUUCAAAAUGAAUUGUUGGUAAUGGGACAGGAUUAAUUAUAAACUCAAUAAAUCCAAGCCACAGUUUCUUCUACAAAGACUACUGUGUUAUUUCUAAGUACCAAAUUGUCAAGAAAUAUCAUAAUUAUAACCUGCAAUUAAAUGUUCAAUCAUGAAAAGAAGACAAUGAUGUUUACUAAGCAAGACUUUGCUAUAUUGGUUCUUGGAAUCGGGACUUAUAUCGCUGACAUUGGAAUAGAUGUUUGGGUAAUAACAAACUAUUUCAACAAGGGACUGUAUCUCUGGUGUUCCUUAACAUUGGCCGUAGUACUUCUUUCAUCCUUUGUGACCCAGUUUUUCAGUUACGCUUGGUUUAAAGAAGAUAACAAUGAGAAGCUGAAUUGGGUUUGGCUAUUACAUUUAUUUCAUGGUGGAAUAUUUACAAGGUAUUGGUUUACACUGAAAGAUGGCUACCAAGCUGCAUUUAAACAAAUCAGCUCAGAGAAUCAGUUGAUAGAUGACUUCUCCAGCAUCACUCAUGAAACAGCUAUUCAUAAAAUUCAUAAAACAGCUAUUGAUGGAAUGGCUGAUAUAAGUAUGCUCCGGCUAUUUAAGACAUUCCUGGAAAGCACACCCCAACUUAUUCUUCAGAUCUACAUCCUGAUGUCAACUAGCAAUUCUAGUAUCAGUCAAUAUACCUCCAUUGUUGUGUCUUUCAUCAGUGUUACCUGUUCAACUGUGGACUACCAAAUAGCUUUACGAAAAUCUUUACCUGAUAAAAAUAAAUUUGCUCGGCUAACUUCUAAAAUAACAUAUCUUUUGUAUAAAUUGUUGACUUUAAUAUCUUGGAUACUGUGCAUUGCCCUAGUCAUGGUACUGAGCACCACCAUUGCUUGUGUUCUAGUUGUGCUGUUUUGGCUUGGAGGUUUUUGUUGGACGAUGAAUCAACACACUGAAUUUUGUAAAUCUGCUGCAGCAGAAAAUAUAUAUCGGAUUAUGGUGGGAAUCAUUCUUAUUUUUACCUUUUUCAAUAUAAAGGGAGAAAAAACAAGAGUCCCCCUUUCUGUUUAUUAUAUCAUUCGUGCUCUUACAACUUUAGCUAUAGUAUGUACUUGUAUAUUUUGGAAAAUAAAUCUAUUUGUGAUCACAACAGUUGCUGUCACUUUAGUAUCAGGCAUUUGUUUUCUUCUUGUAUAUUAUAGAUUUUUUCAUCCUAAUAAUCAAUGUGCACAAGAUGAAGUUGAUGGACCAGAGCCUGAAAGAGGAAAAAUGUGUAGAAUAAGCAAAUUCAUAAUGUAAUAAACUGAAUAAACUUAUUUAUA
Messenger RNA from Sphaerodactylus townsendi, 1468 nucleotides. It is a transcript of the gene XKR9, whose product is annotated as XK related 9. The record is from RefSeq and is a predicted model, not a curated record. The coding region runs from base 309 to 1445 and encodes 378 amino acids. The transcript is spliced from 4 exons. Gene Ontology annotation, cellular component: plasma membrane. Gene Ontology annotation, biological process: apoptotic process involved in development; phosphatidylserine exposure on apoptotic cell surface; engulfment of apoptotic cell. NCBI's taxonomy places the organism in Eukaryota, Metazoa, Chordata, Lepidosauria, Squamata, Sphaerodactylidae.